Aspergillus mulundensis is the source of this 1038-nucleotide messenger RNA. Its product is annotated as zinc-dependent alcohol dehydrogenase family protein. The record is from RefSeq and is a predicted model, not a curated record. Gene Ontology annotation, molecular function: oxidoreductase activity. Lineage: Eukaryota; Fungi; Ascomycota; Eurotiomycetes; Eurotiales; Aspergillaceae. The coding region runs from base 1 to 1038 and encodes 345 amino acids. The transcript has 2 exons.
AUGCCACAACAAACCGUCUUCCGCCUCCCGAAGCGCACAUCGCCAUCGGAUCUAAAACAAUGCAGCGAAGAGAUCCCGACCCCCUCAAAACACGAAGUCCUCAUCAAAAUCCGCUCCGUCUCGCUCAACGCGCGAGACCUCCAAAUCACAAAAGACACCUACCCCAUGCCCGUAUCCGACAACGUAAUCCCCUGCUCCGACGGCGCAGGCGACAUCGUGGACGUCGGUGAAGGCGUCACGGAAUUCAAGAAGGGCGACCGCGUCGUCAUCAACUUUAACAUCAAGCAUCUCUAUGGGACGGCGAGGGGAUUCGAGGGCCAGCAGGGGGGUUUCACUGACGGGGUGCUUGCGCAGUAUGUUGUUCGUCCGGCGGAUUGUGUGGUUAGGGUGCCGGAGACGGCGAGGCAGAGUUAUGCGGAGCUUGCGAGUUUGGUUUGUACGGGGGUUACGGCGUGGAAUGGGCUUUUUGGGAAUGUUGCUCUGAAGCCAGGGCAGACGGUGCUUGUGCAGGGAACCGGCGGCGUCUCUCUAACAGCCCUCGUGCUCGCCAAAGCAGCCGGCGCAACAACCAUCCUCACCUCCUCCAGCAACGACAAGCUGCAAGCCGUCCAAGACAAGUUCGGCCCGGACUACACGAUCAACUACAAAGAGUAUCCCGAGUGGGGCUCGCGCGCGCUCGAGCUCAUUGGCGACCAGGGCGUCGACCAUAUCCUGGAGAUCGGCGGUGUCGGCACAAUCGAGCAAAGCAUCAAGGCGCUUGCGUAUGGUGGGCAUAUCAGUGUCAUUGGAUACCUGGCUGAUGUGGAUCCGGCCAAGAUGCCGAAUGUGCUGCAGCUUACGCUGACCAAGGCUGCUGUUGUGAGGGGGAUUCUGAUCGGGCCGAAGUGUAUGCUUGAGGAUCUGGUGACGUUUGCGGAUCGCGCGAAGCUGAAGUUGCCUGUUGAGCAGGAGUUUGGGUUUAGCAGGGAUGAGGUGCUGAAUGCGUAUAAGGAGCUGGAGAAGGGGGCGCUGGGGAAGGUUUGUAUUCGGGUUGAUUAG